AAUGUAUAUCAACCUUGACAAGGUUUACACAACCUUCACCCGAGUUUAUUUACAACAAAGGCAGCCGAAACAACGCGUCCGCAGCAAAUCACGAACAAAACUCUGCCGAAACUUCUAAAAUAAGCAGAAAAAAGGUGCUGAGGGCGUUAAAAUAGUUGCUGUUUUGCUGUGAGGACGACCUAAACAAACCCCAUUAGACCUAUGCUAUCAACCAGCAAUAAAUGCCGGUUGCCGGAACAUCGUUUAGUUUCUAUAACCUAAACCCUAUAACCCCAUCAAAAUACUGGUGAUUUAUUGGUGAGAAGUGCAAUCGUGAUUUCAUUCAUCGCACGCGGAUCCACAAAACAGCAAUGAAUGUUCUGGAGCAGUUUAAAGCGACACCGCUGACGCUCACGAAGCUACCAGCAUCCUUCAUCGAGACGAAUCUUUCCGAAAGUGGACAAGUGCCUUCGGAUCACUUGCAGAGCACCACCCGGCAACCAUUCGGUUCGAGCAAUGUGUACAAAACCAGCAUUCUGCUCUAUCGUGUCUUGGCCGAGGGUGACGAUAUAAAGACCGUGUACGAGACCGCAAUCAAACUUCCACCGAAUAUGGAAGAGGAAUAUUUUCCUGGUGAUGCAAUCGGCAUUCUCACCUACAAUCUGGCCAGCGAGGUAGAUUAUGUGCUGGACCGGUUACAUCUGCUCGAGUCGGCCGACCAAACGUACGAAGUGAGGCUGGCAAAACCGGUAAAGAAGAAAAACCCGGAGCUGCCCCAUUACGUGCCAAAGUACGUCACUCCUCGGCGGCUCCUGGCGGAAUGUUUGGACAUUCGGAUUACACCGCGGAAAGGGUUGCUUCAGGCCCUGGCCGGCUAUACGGCUGAUGAGUGCGAAAAGCGAUUGCUGGAGAUUUUGGCCUCAAAGGAAGGUUCCAACCUGUACAAUGAGUUGAUUCUCAAGAACGAGAUGAACUUCCUGCAUGUGCUCAAGUAUGUGGCCACCUGUAAACCACCGUUGUCGUUGCUGAUAGAGCACUUACCACGGCUGCAGGCUAGACCGUACUCGAUAGCGAGCUAUGGGCGAGAGAACCACAUUCGCAUCGCCUUUGCUAUGCUGAACGAUGGCCACGUUGGCAUUACGACGCACAUGCUCGAAAGCAAGCUGUUGCAUCCGAGCAAAUGGGACAAAUAUCUGUACAUAUACCUGCGUCAGCUGAAACCCGUCUUCAACUAUCGCGAGGAGGAUCUCGAACGUAAUAUCAUCAUGAUCGGACCCGGCACUGGGGUGACGCCGUACAUCAGCUUCCUAGAGUAUCGUAAGCAGAUGAAGAGCUCGAAUCGGAAGAUGAAAAUGGGAUCUGCCUGGUUGCUGACGAGUUGCCGCUACCAGGAACGAAACUAUCUUUACGAGAGCGAACUGAAGGGUUUCAUGCAAGGUGGUGUGUUGGAUCGAUUGCACGUGGCCUCGUCGCGGGACGAGGACAGUCAGUACAAGUACGUGCAGGACAUUAUCGAGGAUCGGAAGGAGGAGCUUGUGGAGCUGUUGCUCGAUGACGCUACCAAGCUGUAUCUCUGCGGGGAGGGACGCACUAUGCUGCCCCGCAUUCAGGACACGAUAGUGACGUGUAUGAGCAAGGUGAAAUCUAUGCCCAAAUCGGAAGCAGCCGACCUGCUGGCUGAGUAUAAGAAGUCGGGGAAGUAUCUGUACUAUUCGAUGAUACGGUAUUGAGCUGGAGGAUUUACAUUUGCUCGUGACAUGUAUAGAAAUGCCGGGUCGCGAGAUGAUGUCGGGAGAAGCCCAUAUUUAUAACUGACGACCGCUGAGUGCUUCAUAAUAAACGACGUUCGGACGUUCGCCUAAGUUA
This is a messenger RNA of Anopheles stephensi (Asian malaria mosquito), 1845 nucleotides long. RefSeq names its product methionine synthase reductase. The coding region runs from base 351 to 1709 and encodes 452 amino acids. The record is from RefSeq and is a predicted model, not a curated record. Gene Ontology annotation, biological process: homocysteine metabolic process. Lineage: Eukaryota; Metazoa; Arthropoda; Insecta; Diptera; Culicidae. Gene Ontology annotation, cellular component: cytosol. Gene Ontology annotation, molecular function: flavin adenine dinucleotide binding; [methionine synthase] reductase (NADPH) activity; FMN binding. The transcript is spliced from 3 exons.